GCGAGCGCGGCCGCGCGCAUUCCAAUUUUAAAAUUAUUAAAAAAGUUUUAAUCGAAACAGCCAGUGUUCACAUUUGUUCACGAAAAUAGGCGUUUAUUUUUUAUUUCGUAAGUGAUUAGUGUGUGUUAUUGUACAGCCAAUUGGAGUUUUAAUAAAUUGAAGGAGAUCACUUGCAUUGCAUCAUUUUAAGAAAACUAACUCCUCUACUUCAAUGAGAAGAUGUAGUUUUUCAACCUUUAUCCACUGUAUACGAAAGAACAUAAAUAAAUUAAAUGAAAAAAAAUUGCUGACAACAUAAAACAAAGACAUUUGAAGAACAAGUACCUACAUAAAAACAAUAAAAUGACUUUUGAAGAACAACUCCAUAAAAUAAAUAAAAGAAGAUAAAGACCUAAACAACACAGUAAUACCCACCUGAAAUAAGGAUAAUAAAUAAUUAAUAUCAGUUUUUAAUCAGAAAAAUAAGUUUUAUAAAUCAGAUGAAUCACUGCCAGCCACCUAAAGCAUCAUAACUUCGCGACAAUUCCCAAGAAACGGAAGACAGUCAAGUGAUGUUCCCACGAAAUGUGUUAAGCUCGCAAUAAAAGUUUACAAGAGCCAAGAUGUCGACGAGCAAUGAGUUGAGUGAGGUGGAGUCGAAGAUCCGGAUGAAGCCGGCUGUGACCAGGAUAUUCUGCUGCAGUGUCACGGCCGCUGCUGGUUUUAUAGCUGCUUACGCUUUGGUCGCGUACGCAAUAGCCCUAAUCUACGAAGUAGUAUGGGUGGUGGAGUCUCAGAACGGUCUGCCUAUCCCGUCGGCACUGCUCAUGCUGUGCUACGUCAUCGUCAUCGCGGCCACCGUCAUUCUUGUGCAUGGUUUGAUCGCUAAAAACAACCGCUGCCUCCUCUCGUGGCUGAUCGCAGUCAUAUUGGUGCUCAUCCCGGAGUGUGCGUUAGUCUUCUACAUGUCCAUAUGCCAUUGGGGUCUCCAAGGAGUGUACGGCGGCGCGGAGCUGGCGUGCUACGUGGCGCGGCUGCCCGCCGUCGUGUGCGGCGUGGUGCUGGUGCAGUCGGCGUACGCGCUGAGAGAAGCUAGAAAAGCCGGUUAUAGUAAUGGGGCGGCGGUAGGCAGCGGCAGCGAGUUCGACGCGAGCCACUUCGUUCCCGACGCGCCCACAGCAUUCGCCAAUGAUGGGUUUAUGCCCGAUUCUGGGAAAUCAGGCUCCAUGCCGGACUUGCGGCGCCACCUAGCGAGUCGGCAGUCGAUGAGCAUGGGCUUCCCCCCCAUGAUGUUGCCGCAGCCCCCGCCGGCCUACUGGCAACACGUCGCCGAGCGACAGUACGCAGCCAGCCUCCGGGGGCUCCCCAAGUCCUACCCCGUCCCGCAAAUGUACGGCACUUGGGUAGGACCUAGAUCCGGACCAUAUGAAAACCCCUACAAAAGGAGACACUCCGUGGUCGGUGCCUUCACAGAUGAAUACCCGGCUAAAUACGAUAUGUACGAAGACAGAGCGGAUUGCAAGAGCGAAAUAGCAUAUCCGUAUUAUCGCUCCUAUCCAUAUGAACAAAGAAUGUAUCCGCCAGAGUAUGAUCCAAGGUUUUACCCGGAUUAUAAGCGGGAAGACGCGUCGUAUGGUGUGAAUUUGUUAAGACAUGAACCUUAUCGUUUCAGUGGGUCUAGAGAGAGAGUGUUCUAUGGUAUUAGAAAUAGUCAUACGUCUGUUGGCAAUGAAUCUGAUGAUUUAGGGAAAUAUAAAGAUGUGGCGCUGUAAUGAAAUACUUAAUCGUGUUAGAGUUGUGAUGUGAUUAUAAGUGUAAAUGUAUAAAGGAAUUUUCAGUCAAGAGUCCAUACAGUGUUAUGUUUAAAAUGAGAUGAUUUCGUUAAGGAGUGCUCUUCUUAAAAAAAGUGAUACAUAGAUCGGAAAUCGGUUACAUAGCCACCUUUCCAUGUCGGUUAAAUCCUGUAACACCCACCCCCUAUCAGAGUAAAACAAAAGUCACAGAAUUUUAUAAGUUAUCGUUAGAAGCUACUGAACUUAAAAUUGUAACGAAGUUGUCAUACUUUCUGACUAUCAUACUUGUCUAUACAUUAGAAUAAACUAUGUACCUAUCUUAUACCUUAUACCUACCUGUCUACCUAUAUUUAAAUCAUUAUCGGUGAAGUAACUAAAAAACCACCGACACAAUUACUUGAUAAUUAAGAAACAAAUUGUUGUGUAUAUUUGGUGCUUCAUAUAUUUUUAUCUAUCAAAUAGUUUAGUAGAUAAUGCAAUAAAUUUCAACCUAUAUAGGUACCUACGUUAGCCUUCUACAUAAUGUAACUUGGCUUUAAUAAAUAUUUGUACAUUUAGGUUACCUAAUAACCAAAGUUUUAAGAGUUAAUUUAAUUAAUCUUAAUAAAAUUUGAAUUGGAGUCACUAUUUCAUAAUUAUUUUUGAUAUAAAUUAUAACUG
Amyelois transitella is the source of this 2432-nucleotide messenger RNA. RefSeq lists its product as uncharacterized. Lineage: Eukaryota; Metazoa; Arthropoda; Insecta; Lepidoptera; Pyralidae. The record is from RefSeq and is a predicted model, not a curated record. The transcript is spliced from 7 exons. The coding region runs from base 603 to 1751 and encodes 382 amino acids.